This is a messenger RNA of Etheostoma spectabile (orangethroat darter), 4012 nucleotides long. It is a transcript of the gene brf1a, whose product is annotated as BRF1 general transcription factor IIIB subunit a. NCBI's taxonomy places the organism in Eukaryota, Metazoa, Chordata, Actinopteri, Perciformes, Percidae. The record is from RefSeq and is a predicted model, not a curated record. Gene Ontology annotation, molecular function: TBP-class protein binding; RNA polymerase III general transcription initiation factor activity; RNA polymerase III type 3 promoter sequence-specific DNA binding. Gene Ontology annotation, cellular component: transcription factor TFIIIB complex; transcription preinitiation complex; nucleus. The transcript has 19 exons. Gene Ontology annotation, biological process: transcription preinitiation complex assembly; transcription by RNA polymerase III; DNA-templated transcription initiation. The coding region runs from base 253 to 2328 and encodes 691 amino acids.
CACAUGUUGGGUGUGUUGUGUUGAGGAUUGCAGCGAUAUUACAGUAUUAAGCAAGUCUCCGCGUGCUGUCACGUUGCUCUUUGCUUUCUACUUAACACAGUGACAAUGCGAUAAGUGUCGCAGUCAAUGAUACGUACUAUAAAAUCUGAUAUAUUGUCUAAAACACUCGGUGGGGAGGCUUGCACGCGCCCCUGCGUGGCUGCAAACGGCUGCUGUUCGGUCUAAAGGCUUUGAGGCUCGCCGUCCGCCACCAUGAGCUCCAAGGUGUGUAGGAACUGCGGCAGCUCGGACAUCGACGUGGACCAUGCCCGCGGCGACGCCGUCUGCAUGACCUGCGGCUCGGUGCUGGAGGACAACAUCAUCGUGUCCGAGGUGGAGUUUGUGGAGACGGGAGGCGGCGGCUCGUCGGCUGUCGGACAGUUUGUUUCUGCUGACGGUGGAAAUUUCAACCCAUCUUUUGGAGAUGGCCACCACACAGGGAUGGGGAGGGAGUCAAGAGCUAAGACGCUGCAGAGAGCGCGACAGAACAUCAACACCCUGGGUCACCAGCUGCAGAUGAACCAGCACUGUCUGGACACGGCCCUGAACUUCUACAAGAUGGCUCUCAUGAAACACCUGACCACCGGCCGCAAGUCGGCCCACGUCGUUGCUGCAUGUCUCUACCUGGUCUGCCGCACCGAGGGAACGCCACACAUGCUGCUGGACCUCAGUGAUCUCCUUCAGGUGAAUGUCUACGUACUGGGAAAAACCUUCCUUGUUCUGUCCAGAGAGCUCUGCAUCAACGCCCCGGCUAUAGACCCGUGCCUGUACAUUCCCCGCUUCGCCCAGCUGCUAGAAUUUGGGGAGAAGAACCACGACGUGUCCAUGACAGCCUUGAGGCUGGUGCAGAGGAUGAAGAGGGACUGGAUGCACACGGGACGAAGGCCGUCGGGACUCUGUGGAGCAGCUCUUCUCGUUGCCGCUCGCAUGCACGACUUUUGCCGCACUAUCAAAGAAAUUGUCAGCGUUGUAAAAGUGUGUGAAAGCACGCUAAGAAAAAGACUGAUAGAGUUUGAGGACACACCCACCAGUCAGCUGACCGUCGAAGAGUUCCUGAAGACCGAUCUGGACCAAGAGUGUGACCCGCCCUGCUUUACAGCCGGACUGAGGAAGAAAAAAGUCCAUCAGCUGGAGAUCGAGCUGAAGAAGAACAUGGAUGACGUUGAAGAUGAAAUUCAAGGCUUCCAGGAUGAAAUAGACUCAGAGCUUCAGAACAAUCGACCCAAACUUAGAGGAGUCUACGCCGCCUACGCUAAAGAAGACGGUGAUAAGGACGACGGCAACACCCUCUCCACAUCGUCUAAGACAGACCCAGACUGUAAGGAACAAGAGGAGGAAGACGUGCUUCAGGCCGUGGCCAAGCACUUUGGCAAAGACCUGGACGAGCUGACGCUGGAGGCCCUGCUGAAACUGGAGCGGAAGAGACCAGAGGAGGAAGAGGAGAACCAGGAGGAGGAUGUCCCGAAGCGAAAAGCCCCGUCGCUGGCGUCCAUCCUGGGCCAGAUGCCCACAGCAGCCACUCUCGGCCUCCCCGAGUCCAUCGGCAAAUGCUUUGGAGACGGGAAGGAGAACGAUGGGGCUGCUGACAGUGGGGAGCUGGACCUGAGUGGGAUAGAUGACCGUGAGAUAGAGCUGUAUCUGCUGAGUGACAAAGAAAUCAAAGUGAAGACGGCGCUGUGGAUGGCAGAAAACUCUGACUACCUCAAAGAGCAGAGAGAAAAGGAAGCAAAGAUAGCGAAGGAGAAAGAGCUCGGGAUCUACAAAGAAAAGAAGCGCAGAGGACCCAUCAAGAGGCACCCCCCAAUCCGAGCCAACACCGCGGACGAGGCCAUCGAGAAGAUGCUGGAGCAGAAGAAGAUCUCCAACAAGAUUAACUACGACGUCCUGAAGGACCUCUACAUCAAGCCGGGCGCUAGCCCGGCUCGCCAGGCCGAGACCCCGAAAAAGGAGCCGUCUGCCACCAAGCUGACGGGACGCAACCGCCAGCCCGCACGGGCUCCACUCAGCCUCAGCACGCCGCUCAGCACCCUGGGAAAAAGGUUGCAGCCGUUCAUCAGCGGACAGCCCAACAAGAAGCUGGCUGUGGAGCAGAUUGCCAACCCCAACCCCCUGCCGGUGGCAGCGGGAGCCCCCGCCAGCGGGGCGGUGGUGGUGGUGGAGAGCGGCCCGGUGGUCUACGACGAUGCAGCUGGUGAAGAGGAGGAGGAGGAGGAAGAGGAGGCUUGUGUCAGCGCCAUGGAGCUGCUGGGCAGCAACGAAUAUGGAAGUGAUGGCGAUUACGAAGAUUGAUUCUAGCAGUGGUCUUUGCUGGGUUAUUACCCCAACUAGUACGGACUAUUUUGAAUCCUGAAAGUGUAUCACAUGUUUACUACCGGGGACACACAAUGGCUACAGGUUGGUGGUUGUGUAUGCAAGAAGCUGGAAACAUCCAGCUUUUGUCUUGUCUCAUUUGGCAUCUUGCCUGGACUGAACUGGGAGGACGCACUACAUGGAUGCUGACAAAGAUGGUGAAGUGGAAAUAAAGGGAUACAGGUAUAUUAAUUAGUGUGGGUCACAGGCCGCCUGUGGAGGUAAUACUGCAAAAUCAAAUGUAGGAAACAUUUCAGUGAGCUUUGAGUUGUGGAUUUACACGUCAGACCUUAUAACAUAGAAAAGGGCUAAACGUUUGGAUGACUAGACUCCAUGUAUCUGUUGAUUCAACAGCAUUGAAAUUACUAUAUUUUAAUAAUAAUAAUAGUAAGGGCCUCAUUCACACAAAUAUAGUCAUUUAAAUGCUGCUGAGCCAACCGUGUUAUGUCUAAAAAAAUAAAAAAAGCCUGGUCUUAAAGGGAUAGUUCAGAUGUUUGUUCAGUGUGGCUGUAUGAGCUACUUCUCCAUAGUCGGUGUAUAAGUUACAGUAGAUGGGGGUCGGCCCUCCCCCAGGUUGGAGAAGCAGACAGGAGUACCGACAUGGAAGAUAAGCAACGUCCUGAUGUGGACGGGGGCAGCAGAUAAACACAUUUAGACACCUAAAACAUCUCUAUCAGUUUAAGUGGACGCUAUAUUUAGAGUACUUUCAGGCAUUUUACCUCGCAGAACACAGAAGUUGCUGCUCUACCGCUGCCUCCAUCGGUUAGUUAGUUAGUGUUAUUGUGUGACUCUGAACUAACUCGCUCUAAAAACACCAAAGUCACACAUUGACACAAAUGAUUGUUUUUGUCUAAAGAGUCUGGAGGCUUCAAAGAGAGAAGAGAUAACGGCUUCAGUUCCCCAUCGUAAAGGGUUGUCUUUUUUUUUUUUAUUAUUCUAAAUAUAGCGUCCACUUAAACUGAUAGAUGUUUUAGGUGUCUAAAUGUGUUUAUCUGCUGCCCCCGUCCACAUGGAUGGAUGUUGCUUAUCUUCCAUGUCGGUACUUGUGUGUGCUUCUCCAAACUGGGGAGGGCCGACCCCCAUCUACUGGAUCUAACACACUGGCUAUGGAGAAGUAGCUCAUACUGCCACACUGCAUAAGAUCUGAACUAUCCCUUUAAGCUAGAUGUCUUUUGUCCUGCAAAAUACCAUAUCAGUGUUUUCUGUGGAGCACUUUUUAUUUUAACAACUGUAUCUCCUCUGGAUCAAACCUUGUCUCACUGUGGUUUAUGUCGGUGUAAUGUAGCAAAGAUAGAGUCAAACAAAAUGCAAAACAUAUCCUUGGACUUGCACUUUGCAUUCAUAACACUCAAAUAUUUACUAAAGUGCUUCCUGAUACCUAAUUCUGUCACAAAGCUAGUAUUCCAUACUGCUCAACCGUGACAUGUACUUAAAAACAAGCAUCUAACAAUCAGGUAGCGUAAGAUCAAUCAACCUCACGCUCAGAUCAAUAUUUAUUAAAGCCUUAGGUGAUUAGUGGGCCGAUACAUGCUGUCUGCUCUAAGUAUUACAAUAAUGUUGCCUUUUGAACAAUUUAAGCAAUCCCAGGUUAUGUGCCAAUGUUUGCUGAGAUGUUAUUAAAUCC